Molecule: messenger RNA, 2507 nt
Organism: Rhodofomes roseus
Lineage: Eukaryota; Fungi; Basidiomycota; Agaricomycetes; Polyporales; Fomitopsidaceae
Exons: 14
Coding region: 209-2428 (739 amino acids)
Biological process (GO): rRNA processing
Cellular component (GO): nucleus
Source: RefSeq, a predicted model, not a curated record
GCGGCGGACUGGGGAAGGCGGGCAUUGUUCGGGGAUUCCCUGCACGUGGGCGAGUCGAUCGUCGCGUGCAAUCAAUUUCCUGACAAUUCCUGUGGCUGCUUCUCGCCACCGCUGGCCUCCGUCGCCGUCACGCUCCUGCUUCACCUCGCUGCCGCAAGGCACCUGAACACCAACGACUCUGCUGAGCUAGUUCCGCGAGGGUAUCAUCAUGCCUAAAGCCACCAAAAAGCAAAAAGACAAGGCCGCCGACUUCUCUAAAGCAAAACUAAAAUUAGGCAAGGGCAAGAAAGCACCCACCAAUGUUGUAGACACCUCCUACAAAGCGCGCUCCAUUGCAUUGCCCACGCAGAGCAUCGUGCAAUCCAAGGACUCGGAGGCACCUACGACCAGAAGGAGGCUAACAUUCGACGACCUCAUUGCGCAGCUCAAGCACUACAACGUCGGGACACGGAAAGAUGCGAUUCUCGGACUCCGGGAGCUACUUGACGGAUACCCGACCUUGAUCCAAACUCAACUCCCCUCGCUCGUCAGCAAUUGCACUCGGCUCAUAGCGGAUGAGGAUGCAUCCGUUCGGCGUACACUGCUCUCAUUCCUGGGAUGGCUGUUGCCUCAGAUCCCGCAAGAGGAUCUAGUGCCUCAUUCCCCCGUCCUCCUGCUGUUCACUACCUCCGCGCAGACCCACAUAUUUCCCGAGAUCCGAAUAGAUGCUAUCCGCUUUCUGGAUCUCUUCCUCGAGCACAUCCCAGACAUUGUCACCGAGGGCUGGGCGCAGAGCAGUGGAAGCCAUGGAAGAAGAGUCUUGGAAGGAUACCUCGGUGUUCUGAACGCUGGCACCAUUUUUGGGGAGGGGGGAGACACAGGCCCGGUCCAAGCAACAUCAGUUGCGAGUGUCGUGCUCUCAGCUUCGUCGAAGCUCGUCGUUCUCAAGUCAUUAUCAUCCUUCCUGAACUGCGCGUUGUCCACACCGUCUGCAUCGAACCACGCAGGGCCUUCCUCUUCGACAUGCUCAAUCCCCACAUGGUUUUUGUCAUCCUCCUUCACCUCUUCCGAAGCAUUCGAAACCUUUGACUCAUUACUGAAGCCAACAUUACCCGCACGGGGCAUCCUACCGCAUGAAAAAUGGAAGGAAGAAGUGGACAUGGAACUCAACUUCGAGUCCUUCUAUGGCGACUUCCGUCGAGCUUUCGCUCCGAUAAACGAAGGGUGCUCGCUGCAAGAGUUGUGCGACAUCGACGUAGCUGCGAGCGGCCAAUCGUCUGACUCCUCCGCUCGCACGUCUUUCGUUGUGCAUCUCGCUCGGACUCUCCAUCCAACAUUGGUCUCGACGUUCCUCGAUUGUGCACCGGCUGUGUUCUCGCCGAGCGGAGGUCCUCCAGAGACAGAGUUGCAGAUGGUGCAGGCAGUCGGCGAGAUAUGUCGCUGUCUCUACGGGGCCAUACUCCGUGAACCGCCAAAUGCGACCAAGGCGUAUUCCACCGCCAUAGAAGACCUUGGUACCAUCUUAGGUUACUUCUCGCCCUACUUCCCUUUUACGGCUGGCGGAACCGCGCUCGCGAAGCGCGAUAUCAAAGUCGAGCAGGCCUUCCAAGACCUCAACCUAAUCUACUGCGAGCUCACCUCCUACCUCGUCCUCGCCGCCCCGCACACCCCAGGCGCGCCCCCGCCACAGAACGCCGGCAGUCACCGACGGCAGAAAGCACCGCGCGCCUCCGCGCCCGCGCAGACUCUGCGGGCAUCGCGCGUGAGCGAGUACGUCGUGCAGCUCUUGCGCGGGGAGACGUCCGGGCCCGGCGCCUUGGCACGGCCCAUCAGUCUCUCCGCGUACUCGGCGCUCCUUCCGACCAUAUGGUCGCUGCUCACCAGCGAAGCCAGCGGCGGGGGGGAGGGGCCCGUCCUGCGCGUGCUCGUCGAGCACGCCAUGAAGGCCGGAUCAACGUCCGCCGUGAAGCGCGCCACCAUCGACUUCCUCGGCCGGCUCGUCCUCCUCGAACGCGAGGCGGAAUACGUCGGCGCGUGGCGCGUCGGGCGCACUGAGGCGGACGACCGGCGGCUCGAGGACUGGCUCCUGCACCUCGCGCAGACCCUCUGGGAGCUCGGCGCGAGCAGCCUGCCCACGACGGAGACCAUCCUCCGCGUCUUGCUCCGGCUCUGUCAGCGCAAAUCGCCGCUAGUGCGCGAUCAGGUCGUGUUCGCCCUCCGCUCGCGCAUGGUGCCCUUUUUCAUCGUGAACCACCCCACCAAGGGGAGGCUGCUCGGGCCAUUCGCACGGUUGCUGUCUGCACCGUUGCGGCGCCUUGUGCUUGACGUCGUUGCCACCCUGGAAGGGCAGGACACGGACGGGUUGGAGAGCGCCGUCAACGAGGCAGUUACGGGCACGGAGGAGGAAUCGUACUGGGCGUCGUUGAGUGUACCGGUAGUUGCUAAGUAGGACGUGCGGUACCAUCUCGAAGCUGCGAGCACACGGCUUGUCGUGGCAAUGUAUUGUUAGCAUCAGAUGUGCACACCGC